AGUGGUAAGUCUUCGGUAAUGGAAUUUAGAACCCAAACCGACUUAGCAGGAGAGAGAGGCUAGAAGAGCGAUGGAUGGAGACGCCGCGGCGAGGACGACGACGCCGACGCGAUCGGACCGGUGGGGCCAUCCGGUGAGGACGACCUCCGACGCCUGCAUCGCCGCUGUCGACUCCUACUAUGAGCAAUUCCUCUCCUACGGCCGGAACCGAGCUGUCAUCCUCCAGGCCCCGCUCCACGAUCCCUCCUGCGUCCUGGCCAACUCCCACGCCGCCCACUUCCUCGCCCCCAAAAACCCCUCCAAAGCCUCCUCCCUCCUCGCCGCUGCCGCCUCCUCCCUCGAGAAUGCCACUUCGUACGAGAAAGCGGUCUUCAGAGCGAUUUCUUGCUUGGUGGGAGAGGAGAAGGAUGAGGGCACUGCCGUUGAGCGACAUAUGGAGUUGCUGAUGGAGUUCCCUAAAGAUCUGGUGUCACUUAAGAGGGCUCAGAUCCUAUGCUUCUACAUGGGUCGGGCUGAUUUAUCACUGAAUCUAGUCGAACAGGUACUGCCACAAAAUGAAGAUCAGAGCUACAUCUAUGGCAUGCUUGCUUUUCCAUUAUUAGAGCUUGGAAGGAUGUCUGAAGCUGAGAAGGCUGCAAGGAAAGGAAUUGACAUCAACAAACAUGACUUGUGGUCACAACAUAAUUUAUGCCAUGUUUUUCAGUAUGAAUGUCGUUUUAAAGAAGCCGUGGAUUUCAUGGAAGCUUGUUCUUCCUUGUGGAGUUCCUACUCCUCGUUCAUGUAUACUCACAAUUGGUGGCAUGUUGCUGUUUGUUAUCUAGAAGGUGAUUCUCCACUGCCCAAAGUUCUAGAAGUUUAUGAUCACUAUAUCUGGAAGGAACUGGAACAAAGCGAUGCUGAGCCAGGAGAGGUAUAUGUAAAUGCUCUAGGCUUAUUGAUGCGGGUCUAUGUGCGGGACCACAUGGGUUAUAUCGAGGAAAGGUUGUUGACACUAGCAGAUCGACUUGAGGAUAAGUCUAUAUGGCAUAUGGAGUGGUUGCUUGAUCUGUUGGCACUGUGGGCCUUAGCUAGUACAAACAAGAUACAUAAAGCAGAGGACCUACUCAAGUCCAUGAAGUCAAGGAUCUAUUCGAUGGGCAGGAAGAAACAACACAUAAUGCAAAGGGGGAUACCACUUGCAGAAGCCAUUUACGAAUAUGGAAGGGGCAAUUAUCAGAAAGUGUUUGACAUUCUUGGUCCAAAAUUUAAUGCCAUUGACUUCAAAAUCAUUGGAGCAUCUGAUGAACAACUUGAUGUCUUCAAUGAAGUUUGGAUCAUUGUUUUGUUGAAAGUUGGACAAGCCUCCAAGGCAAUUGAAGAAAUUGAGAAACAAGUUAGCAUAAGGGAUGGGGCACCUUUCUUGUGGCGCUUGCUGGCGACGGCAUAUACUAUGGAGGGCAGGCCAAAUGCUUCCGUUGCAGCUGAAAAGGCAAAGGCUCUAGAGCUUGCUUAUUUUAGAUAAAUGGUCUGGAAUUAAGCUGUUCGCUCCUUCAUUUAUCAGUAAUAAUGUCAGUAAAGGCACUUAGUUUUUAUCAGUGUGUCAUUAACGGUUUUAUUGUGCGAGAAAGAUGUUAUUAAUGCAUAUAUUGUUGAAAAGAACCAAGUGUUUGGGUUUUUUUUGGGUUGGACAUCACUUUGCAAGGAUUUGUUGUGCACAUAUCCUCCUAAAUAUUAAAAUUUGCAUAAA
This is a messenger RNA of Phoenix dactylifera (date palm), 1726 nucleotides long. RefSeq names its product Tetratricopeptide repeat (TPR)-like superfamily protein. The record is from RefSeq and is a predicted model, not a curated record. Gene Ontology annotation, molecular function: protein binding. NCBI's taxonomy places the organism in Eukaryota, Viridiplantae, Streptophyta, Magnoliopsida, Arecales, Arecaceae.